Messenger RNA from Cucurbita maxima (winter squash), 1590 nucleotides. RefSeq lists its product as uncharacterized. Gene Ontology annotation, molecular function: protein binding. The coding region runs from base 4 to 1341 and encodes 445 amino acids. The transcript has 2 exons. The record is from RefSeq and is a predicted model, not a curated record. NCBI's taxonomy places the organism in Eukaryota, Viridiplantae, Streptophyta, Magnoliopsida, Cucurbitales, Cucurbitaceae.
CCCAUGUCCUCCAUUUCUUCUUCUUCUUCUUCUUCUUCUCCUCAAACUCCCAUUUGGGUUUACUCAAAUGUGAAGCACCGGUUCUUCAAUCGAAUCCGAAGAUUCCUCUGUUCCAAAACGCCCAAAAAACCGUAUGUCUCGCCCACUCAUUCAAUCACUACUACACCCAAAAUCACAGCAACUAGUAAUGAAGUUAUACGAGUUGCAGAUGCUGAUUGGAACUGUAGUGGCGGAGUUAGCGGUGGUGCCGAUGAAUCCGCGGCGGCGUUACGAAGGACAGUGAAGAAGCUCCACUUCGGGGACUGGGAAGAGAAGGAGAUUGCAGCCGACGAGAUUGGUAAAAUGUCUAAAGAGGACGUGAAGGUGAAGAAAUUAGUGGUGGAACUAGGGGUUGUGCCGGCCUUGGUUUCAAUGGUGGCGUCCGAUGCCAUGGGGCGGCCGGAAGUGGCUGUGAAAGCGUUACUUGAGCUUGCCAAAGGAAGCUUCGAGAACAAAGCCCUCAUGGUGGAGGCAGGAAUCUUACACAUACUUCCAAGUGACAUCCGAGCCAUGGAUGAAUCAGCAAAACACGAUUUUGCAAGACUGUUGUUGUCACUGUCGUCUCUGAUCAAUUCCCAUUUCACUACUGCCUUACAGACGAAUGAAAAUGCCAUCCCAUUUAUUGUGGAGAUUCUAGAUUCAACCUCAAAUUUCGAGACCCAAAAAUGUUGCAUUGAAACUCUGCAUAACAUCUCCACAGUUCUAGAAAAUGUAGGGCCUCUGGUCUCAAAUGGUGUGGUGCACACCCUCUUGAAAAUGUCCUCAUCGAAAGCCCUCUCACAUAGAGCCCUCGCAGCAUUGGGAAACUUGGUGGUGACUUCACAGGGAAAGAAGGCCAUGGAGAGCAGUCCAAUGGUCCCGGAUGCCCUCAUAGAGAUUAUGACAUGGGAGGACAAACCAAAAUCUAUCGAGUUUUCCGCUUAUAUCUUAAUGAUAUUAGCUCAUCAGAGCACAGAACAGAGAGAGAAGAUGGCGAACUCAGGCAUUGUUGCAGUGCUUCUUGAAGUGGCAUUACUAGGCAGUCCACUGGCUCAAAAGAGGGCGCACAAGCUGUUACAAUGGUUUAAGAAUGAGAAGCAAGGAAAAAUGGAUCCACAUUCUGGGCCACAGACGGGUAGAAUAGUGAUUGGGUCGCCUGUAAAUCAGAGAGAGGCUCAGGAAGGGAGGAACAUGAUGAAGAAUUUGGUGAAACAGAGCUUGUAUAAGAAUAUGGAGUUGAUUACUGGACGGGCCAAUGUGGGAGAUCCAGCAAAACUCAAGAGAUUGGUCAUCAGCACCAGUUCUAAAAGUUUACCUUUUUAAUCUCUGAUGUUAACUCCUGUGCUCCAUAUUUUUUAAAUCAGAAGCACAAAAAUACCCCUACGUAGCAGAAGAAAGCGAGCAUCUUCUAGUGAAGCAAGAAAUGAACUUUCAGAAAGGGCUCUCAUUUUUGUUGUACAGCUUUGAUCAUGUGGAGAAAUAAAAGAAGAGCAAAGAAUUUUUUUUUUUUGUUCCAUUAUUACUAUUAUUAUUGUAAGAAUAGAUAGAGCUUUCAUAAACUCGACUCGAGUU